Penicillium taxi is the source of this 1197-nucleotide messenger RNA. RefSeq names its product SDR family oxidoreductase. NCBI's taxonomy places the organism in Eukaryota, Fungi, Ascomycota, Eurotiomycetes, Eurotiales, Aspergillaceae. The transcript has 4 exons. The record is from RefSeq and is a predicted model, not a curated record. The coding region runs from base 1 to 1197 and encodes 398 amino acids.
AUGGCAUCGCUGCAAGAUAUCUACAGUGAACACCAUGCUGUGGUUUUUGGAAGUUCCGGAAUCAAUGGAUGGGCAUUAGUCAACCAGUUGCUCUCUGGAUAUCCUUCAGCCAAUACCUUCUCAAGGGUGACUGCCAUUUCCAACAGACCAUUCACUAACGAUGAAGCCAAAUGGCCCAACGACGUGCAUUCUCGCUUACAUAUCCUCUCUGGGAUUGAUCUGAUGAAAGGCGAUGAUAAUGCUCUUUUAAAAGAAUUGAGCGCCCAGAUUCCCUCUGUCUCAACUAUUACUCACAUAUAUUAUGCUGCAUAUCAAUCCUGUGAUGACCCAUCGGAAGAAUGUCGUCUCAACAAGGAGAUGCUCCGGGCGGCUGUGAAUGCACUUGAGAUUCUUUCUCCCAAGUUGACGUUUGUUACCUUGAUCACUGGAACGAAGGCAUAUGGCAUUCAGAUGCUAGAUAAUUUCCCAUUUAAAGAACAAGUUCCACUGAAGGAGGAUCUUCCUAGGAUUCCAGCCGAUUGGGCGAAAGACCUGUUUUACUAUCACCAAGUUGAUUUACUUCAAGAGCUAUCUCUCGGAAAACCUUGGUCAUGGUGUGAAGUCCGGCCUGAUGUGAUAGUUGGUGUUGCACCAUUUGGGAAUGCAAACUGUAUGGCGCAGACUAUGGGUAUAUAUCUUGGUUUAUACCGAGCUCUUGAAGGCGAAGGUGCACGCAUUCCAUUUCCUGGAAACGAGACAACUUGGCAGCUCUUAUCAACGGACUCUAACCAGGAUAUCAUUGCUCGCUUUUGCAUUUUUGCAUCCUUACAGGAUCGAAAGGAUGUUCACACUCGGGCUUUCAACAUAGCAGACAGUGAGACGCCAGCUUCAUGGUCUCAGCGCUGGCCAGUCCUUGCAGCAUUCUUUGGACUUGAAGGUGUCGGCCCGCAAGAGGCAAGUCCACAUCCAACAGAGUACAUAGAUCGCCACUGGGAUCAGUUCAAGGAGCUGUGUCAUCAAAAUGGUCUUCGCGAAGACGUUAUACAUAAGAGUGUACACAACACUGGAUCCAGGAUGGGGAGUCUGCGACUGAUGAGCUUCAAUCGCCCAUUUGACCUUGGCAGGGCAAGAGCUCUUGGAUUCACAGAGGUCAUGGAUGUUAGGACUUCGUGGUAUACGGCCUUUAAUCGUGUGCGACAAGCGAAGAUCAUGUUGUGA